AUGAGGAAGUAUUUUUUAGAAAUUCUAUUUGUUACUUUACUUUUAUCUUUAUUAUUGAGCCAUUCAAUUGAUAACAAUGUUUUAGUUCAUGGUAAAAAGAUUAAAAUAUCAAUUUCAGAAUUGGAUAACAUUAAUAAUAAUAAUAAUAAUAGAAUAAAUGAUGGAUUAAAUAAAGAUUUACCAGUUAACACCAAUAGUGAUAGUGCUGGUGGUAAAUCAGAUUCAGAGGGUAGUGGUAGUGGUAGUGGUAGUAUAAAACCAACAAACUCUUCAUCACAUGAAAAUAAUGGUGGUAAUUCAACAAAUAGCUCAAGUGAUAAUCAUCAUCAUAAUAGCAGUAGCAGCGAAGAUAAUAAAGGAAGUAGUGAUCAUAAGAGCAGCAGUGAGGAUAGUAAAGGUAGCAGUGAGGAUCAUAAGGGUAGUAGUAGUGAGGAUCAUAAAGGUAGCAGUAGUGAGGGUCAUAAAGGUAGCAGUAGUGGUGAGGAUAGUAAAGGAAGUGAAGAUAGUAAAGGUAGCGGUAGCGAAGGUCAUAAAGGUAGCAGUGAAGAUAGCAGCACUGAUAAUAAUAGUAGUAGCAAAAAUAGUAGCAGCGAAGAACCAACACCCAAACCAACUGAAACCCCGUCACCAACUAAAUCUCCAACACCAUCACCAACCCCAUCACCAACACCAUCACCAACACCAUCACCAACACCAUCACCAACACCAACAACAACUCCAUCACCAACACCAAAUCAAGAUUGUACAUUAUGUGAUUUAGGAUUCUUUGCAAAUGAAUCAAUUACAGAAUGUUCACAAUGUAGUAUUAAAGGUGGGUGUGUAGAGACUAAAUUCUGUCAACAAUGUGAUGCAGGUACUUAUUCAAAUGCAAUCGGAUCCACUGAAUGUCUUAGUUGCACUCAAGGCACCACUUCAAGUAGCGGUGCAAGUGAAUGUUUACCAUGUCCAGAUGGUUCAAUAACAUUGGGUAAUAGAUCAAGUGAAUGUUUGGAAUGUGAUGCAGGCUACACUAGUAAUGAUGACCAUACAGAAUGUGUUCAAUGUGAUCCUGGUGCCUAUUCAUUCAAAGGUAAAUGUGUCGAAUGUGGUGUUGGCUCUUAUUCAUACAAACCCUCAUCAUUCUGUUCACUUUGCGUUGCUGGUACUUUCAACUCAUUCCAAGGUCAAUCCUAUUGUCUUGAAUGUAGUCCAGGUUCAUAUAAUCCAAACUCUGGUGGUUCUUCAAUUCAAGAUUGUAUAAAAUGUCCAGAUGGUUCAUAUUGUCCAAACUCUGGUAUGGCUGCACCUUUUAGUUGUCCACAAGAUAAAUACUGCACAAAUGGUGCAAUAUCUCCAGAUUCUUGUCAAUUGUUUUUCUCCUCAAAUUCUGGUUCCUCUGGUUGCUCUGCAAAUAAAUGGUUAUAUAUCGUAAGUUUUGGAAGUGCUGCUAUCGUUUUAAUUGGUAUUGGUGUAAUUUGGAAAUAUGUUAGUUAUAAAAAAUCAAAGAAACAAAUCGUUAACACUGAAUCAAGCAGACUUAUUCCAAAACCAACUGAUGGUCCAGAAUAUGGUGGUUUCUAG
Dictyostelium discoideum AX4 is the source of this 1560-nucleotide messenger RNA. RefSeq lists its product as hypothetical. NCBI's taxonomy places the organism in Eukaryota, Evosea, Eumycetozoa, Dictyosteliales, Dictyosteliaceae. The coding region runs from base 1 to 1560 and encodes 519 amino acids. The transcript has 2 exons. The record is from RefSeq and is a predicted model, not a curated record.